AUGCAGGAGCCCGGCUUCAAUCCGACGGACCUUGCAAACUUCGACGCUGCGCGUGAGUCUAAACGCCUGGACACGUAUGUCGAGACGACCAAGGGCUCCGCUCUGUCCGCACUCGACGGCUGGAUCAAAGGUGCGGUUAGCGUCCAACUCCCAAAGGAAGGCAAGAAGUACGCGUCGGAAUCGGCCGCGCCGAGCUUCAAGGUCGAAGGCGUGUACUACCGCUCGCUCACCGCGGUCCUGCAGAGCGCGUAUCAACAGCCGUGUGUGCGCGACUGGGACUUCGUCCCCUUCAAGCUCUAUUGGAUCCCACCUGGCAACACUUCCGGCUCUGACUCUGACACUGCUAGUGUGCGCGUACGCAGAGAAACCUUCGACUCCGACGCUAUGCUUGAGGAUGACGCAGCAAUGCGUGCGCGACCACGCGAAGCGGGAGACCCGGCUGACCUCGAGUACGUCAUCGCCGCCAUCUCCUUCUGGUCCGACGAAACACAUCUCGCAAACUUCGGAACCGCAUCGCUCUGGCCGCUCUACGAGUACUUCUGCUCGCAGAGCAAGUACACCCGAGGGAAGCCAACCGCCUUUGCUGCGCACCACAUCGCAUACAUACCGUCGCUCCCGAAAAUUAUUCAAGACAUAUAUAUAGAAAUUUACGGUGUUCCAGCGACGGGGGAGAUACUCACCUUUCUCAAGCGCGAGCUCAUGCAAGAGGUCUGGCUCCUGCUACUCGACGAUGCGUUCAUGUACUGCUAUGUGCAUGGACUGCUCGUUCUUUGUGGCGACGCGAUUCUACGCCGCUUGUUCCCUUGUUUCAAUAUCCACUCGGCUGACUACCCGGAGAAGAUACUUCAGGCAUGCUUGAAGUACUUCGCAAAGUGUCCGUGUCCACAGUGCAAGAUCAACAAGGACAAGAUUCUCGAGAUGGGCACCCGGAACGACCUGUACCGGCGUAACCACCUCCGCGUCGACAACGAUGACCUACAGUACCGCAUCACACUGACACGGCGAUGGAUGUUCGAGGAGGGUGUCUCUCUCAAGAGCGUGUAUAUGAAGCGCGUCCUGGACCCGCUCUCACUGACUCCCACUCGUAAUGCCUUCUCGGUCCGCUUCCGCCAAUACGGCUUCAACUUCUGCUCGCUUUACGUGCCCGAUCUCCUGCAUGAAAUCGAGCUCGGUGUUUGGAAAUCAAUAUUCACGCAUAUCCUUCGGAUUUUGUACGCCGCCGGAGGCGACGCAAUCCAGGAACUCAACCGGCGGCGAGUUCUAGUACCGUGA
This is a messenger RNA of Trametes versicolor FP-101664 SS1, 1272 nucleotides long. RefSeq lists its product as uncharacterized. The record is from RefSeq and is a predicted model, not a curated record. Lineage: Eukaryota; Fungi; Basidiomycota; Agaricomycetes; Polyporales; Polyporaceae. The transcript has 5 exons. The coding region runs from base 1 to 1272 and encodes 423 amino acids.